Messenger RNA from Zeugodacus cucurbitae (melon fly), 842 nucleotides. RefSeq lists its product as uncharacterized. NCBI's taxonomy places the organism in Eukaryota, Metazoa, Arthropoda, Insecta, Diptera, Tephritidae. Bases 374 to 586 code for a protein of 70 amino acids. The record is from RefSeq and is a predicted model, not a curated record. The transcript has 3 exons.
GAGUAUGCUCUCCGCGAGUGGCGUCCAGUCUCAACAACCAAACGACGAAGAGUCAACAUUCAAGCACAGCACGAUCCUCACACUUGCGACGUCUUAUUGUCAGUAGUAUACUUGUCGCAGUAACGUACAGACAAACAAUUCCGCUGAACAACUUGUUUGUGCAACAUUUGCAUGUGAGCGUUCUUCACCUUAACCUACGACAACAUCCAGCCACUGUGACCGCUGAGCGCGUGAGAGCAUAAACAGCGUAAUCCUCUACUACAACAACAACGCAACAAACUUCAAACUCACUCACUCACUAGCUUUCGAAAGCUAUAGCGACACCACUCGACCACAACCGCAAUCGCAACCACAACAACAACAGUAAAACAAUAUGGGCAAUCCAAUCUGGUUCAUUUUUUGGUUUUUGAUCUUUUGGUUCAUCUCAUUCUUUGUGGCUUUCUUCGCUGCAUUCUGCUAUAUAAUACUCUAUGUGCUUGAGGUGAUCUUCAGUGGAUUAUCGGGUCUCAACAACCUACUGUUGCAAGGCAUACAAUUCCCCCACUACUGUGCACAGGCUAUGCUGGACUGCAAGUCUCCGUUAUAAAUGUUUAUCGGCAGUGCAUAAGUGUUUGUUUCUUUUGUUAUUCUUGUAUUGUUAGUAUAUACACAGAUAUAAAUAAAUAAUUAAGCUUUACAGUUAUAAACUCACAAAUAAUGUAUACAUAUAGUGGCAUGAAAUUGUAUUGCCCAAAUGAAUAAGAGGCCAUUUAACUAUUAAAUAAUACAUUAAAUCUUUUUCUACUCAGUCCAAAAUAAUUUAUUGUUAUAAAAAUGUGCUAAAAUAAAAAAAAAUAAUCAAA